This is a messenger RNA of Drosophila miranda, 3112 nucleotides long. RefSeq lists its product as uncharacterized. Bases 143 to 1336 code for a protein of 397 amino acids. NCBI's taxonomy places the organism in Eukaryota, Metazoa, Arthropoda, Insecta, Diptera, Drosophilidae. The record is from RefSeq and is a predicted model, not a curated record. Gene Ontology annotation, biological process: DNA integration. The transcript is spliced from 2 exons. Gene Ontology annotation, molecular function: nucleic acid binding.
AGCUGUACUCAUAGUGAUCCGCAAUGUACAGGAUGUUGCAUUUCAUGAUGAGCGGGUGGCGCUAUUGACUGGACAGUGCAUCGAAAAGAACAGCAAGCUGUGGAAGUUGUCUCCGAUCAUAGACGGAACAGGAGUGAUCCGCAUGAAUGGGCGUAUUAAUAACGCAUGUUCGGUUGGAGAAGAAACCAGGCGUCCAAUAUUAAUGCCCCAAGGGCAUCACGUUACAAAAUUGAUCGUGCGACAUUAUCACGAGCUAUGGAAACACCAGAAUGAAAACACAAUUAUACCAGAAAUACGCAGAAAGUACUACAUACCACACUGCCGACAGGAGGUUCGCCGUGCAGCUAGAAAUUGUAUGAUGACUUGUAAAAUCCAGAGAGUUUCACCAAAAAUGCCAUUAAUGGGACAACUUCCUAAGGACAGACUCUCUCCGUACGUACGCCCAUUCUCAUAUGUUGGAAUCGACUAUAUGGGACCGUUUCUGGUUGUAAGAGGAAGGAGUACCGAGAAACGCUGGAUAUGCAUAUUUACAUGCCUUACAAUAAGAGCAAUUCAUUUGGAAAUUGCCAGGGACCUGACAACAGAUACGUGUCUUCGAGUAUUGCAUAACUUCAUGGCGCGGCGCGGAAGACCAGUAAGAAUCCGAUCUGACAAUGGUACCAAUUUGGUGGGAGCUGAGCGUGAAUUGAAAAGAGAAUUACAGGACCUCGAUCACAUUAGAAUAGCGAACGAGCUGUCAACCAAGCAGAUCGAAUGGCUGUUUAAUUGCCCGCUAAACCCCCAUGCAGGUGGGUGCUGGGAAAGAUUGGUACGCAGUGUGAAGAGGGCCAUAGGACACGCGCUGCAUGACAAAAACCUGAAAGAAGACAUACUGUAUAGCCUAAUGUGUAACGCUGAAAAAAUAGUAAAUUCCAGACCGCUUACACACAUUGCUCUGGAUAACCCCACAGACGAUCCGAUAACCCCUAAUCACUUUCUUUUAGGUUCUCCCAAUUCUAGCCAGACACCACAUCCACAAGAGGAGAAGUACCAGCCAACUCGAAAGGAAUGGCGCAUCGCUCAGCAGAUCUCACACUCAUUUUGGAACAAGUGGCUCAAUGAGUACCUACCAGACCUAUGCAGACGGACAAAGUGGCAUCACCCAGUGCCACCACUCGCUGAAAUGGACAUUGUUCUUAUCUGUGAUAAGAAUCUUCAUCGAUCUCAAUGGAAAAAGGGAGUUAUUCUAGCAGUCACGCCUGGACGCGACGGACAGGUUCGCUCAGCCACUGUAAAGACGACGGCUGGAGUUCUACACCGCCCAACCUGUAUGCUGGCAAAGCUAGACAUAUUGUGAAUCACGAGCGUGCUUGAUUCGCGGUGGUGUGGAUGUUGUCGAGAAAAAUUAGCUUAUAUAUACGUAGUUUUAAGCAAGGGCACAGAUACCCUACAUAAAGAAAAAAGAGAGAAGAAAAAUGGCCACACUAUGAAAAGACAAGAAGGUCACAUUAGUUUGAGCAGUCGAAGAAAGAGCGGGGAGAAAAGACGAAGCGUGCGUAGAUAUAUUACCUACAUAUAAGAAUAAAAUGUAUUAACCUCCUUUUGCAAAUAGGAAAUAAAACGCAACCAACGCCUAUGUACCUAUGAAGAUAAGCGAUUGUGUUUUAUCCGCAAUUCUCACGUUCCUGGACUCAACAGGAGGUAUCUACAAUGACUGUUUAAAUAGAGGGGUCUUAAGUGGGUAUAUGUGGCAUAUUUCAGACCGUAUAUUUUAUCGCCAAGUCACUUAGUACACUAAUUUUCUUGCCACAAUGUCUGGCUCACACACCUUGCAAAAUAUAAAAAUACUUUCCAUAGUAUUUUCCAGUAUAUUAAGGUUAUGCACUCACCCUCUUGGCCAAUGCCCCAAUGUAGAAGUCGUGUAAAAAUGCAAUUUAGAGCCACAUCGAUUAUUAAUGCGGGAAAUCAUCGAAAUCUUGAUCACUUGCCAUCAAAAUCUCAAUGUUUUCAAAAAUAUAAAAAAAAAGGAAUGUAAAAAUAUGCAUAACGGGGGUUUUUCACACUGGCGCUUCCAUGGGGCUUAUAUGGAAAAGAACGGGCCAACAAUUUUGAAAAGUACACAUAUUCCCCUUUAUAAAAAUGAUUUUAAUAUGUAGCAAAUGGGUAGUUACCAUGUAAAGAAAUAAACUUAGUGGAAAUUGUUGACAUUUUUUAUUGAAACCUUAUUUUAUAAACAAUGCCAAUAAAGAUGGUACUUAAAAUUAGCCACUUUUAUAUAAAAUUGAUUAGAUUAUCGGUUAAAAAUAUGUGUUCAGUGCUGAUAGUCGUUGCUAGCUAGUAUUCAACCGAAAGCAAUUUGAUUCAGCUUGAAUACAAAUAAUACGUCAGUAUAUUUUCGGCAUAUUUUGAAAUUUGUGACGUAGUUUCGGUAUAUUUCUGAGUGUCUGUUUACCAUUGCACGUAUGAAAAUAAAAGUGAAUAAUAAAAGUUCUCCCAAUUCUAGCCAGACACCACAUCCACAAGAGGAGAAGUACCAGCCAACUCGAAAGGAACGGCGCAUCGCUCAGCAGAUCUCACACUCAUUUUGGAACAAGUGGCUCAAUGAGUACCUACCAGACCUAUGCAGACGGACAAAGUGGCAUCACCCAGUGCCACCACUCGCUGAAAUGGACAUUGUUCUUAUCUGUGAUAAGAACCUUCAUCGAUCUCAAUGGAAAAAGGGAGUUAUUCUAGCAGUAACGCCUGGACGCGACGGACAGGUUCGCUCAGCCACUGUAAAGACGACGGCUGACGUUCUACACCGCCCAACCUGUAUGCUGGCAAAGCUAGACAUAUUGUGAAUCACGAGCGUGCUUGAUUCACGGUGGUGGGGAUGUUGUCGAGAAAAAUUAGCUUAUAUAUACGUAGUUUUAAGCAAGGGCACAGAUACCCUACAUAAAGAAAAAAGAGAGAAGAAAAAUGGCCACACUAUGAAAAGACAAGGUCACAUUAGUUUGAGCAGUCGAAGAAAGAGCGGGGAGAAAAGACGAAGCGUGCGUAGAUAUAUUACCUACAUAUAAGAAUAAAAUGUAUUAACCUCCUUUUGCAAAUAGGAAAUAAAACGCAACCAACGCCUAAGUACCUAUGAAGAUAA